Ilex paraguariensis (yerba mate) is the source of this 1916-nucleotide messenger RNA. The record is from the annotation of a GenBank genome assembly. NCBI's taxonomy places the organism in Eukaryota, Viridiplantae, Streptophyta, Magnoliopsida, Aquifoliales, Aquifoliaceae.
AAGGGAGAGAGAACAUCACCCACAAAAUAGUAAUGAUUAUAGGCCACAUAAAAUCCAUGGAUAAACUUCUACUUGCUUCUGUAGGAUGUAAUACCAGCUAGUCUGGAACUGCAAGCCCAUUCACUAAGGAAAAUUGGCUUACUAAGGUCACCCCACAAAUCGGUUUCUCCAGUAACUCUCUGUACUCCCUGAUUUCCAUGGAUUCUCAAAGCCAACAACUUCACUUUGUGGUGUUUCCUUUUAUGGCUCAAGGGCACAUGAUUCCAAUGGUAGACAUUGCCAGAUUGUUGGCACAUCGCAACAUUCUUGUCACCAUAAUCACAACACCCUUGAAUGCCGAUCGUUUCACAGCUAGCAUCUCUCGUGCAAUAGAAGCUAGACUCCAAAUUCGAGUAAUCCAAGUUCAAUUUCCUUGUGUAGCAGCGGGGUUACAAGAAGGCUGCGAGAAUGUUGACAUGCUCCCUUCAAUUGAUGUUGCCGAUAAAUUUUUUGCCGCCACUGCCAUGCUACAAGAACCUGUGAAAAAAUUGUUUAAAGAGUUGAAACCCCCACCAAGCUGCUUAAUUUCUGAUAUGUGUUUUCCAUGGACAACAAAGAUGGCUCGGGAGUUUCAUAUCCCAAGGAUAGUUUUCCAUGGAUUUUGUUGUUUUUCUCUCUUAUGCCUACGCAUCUUGCACAACUCCAGGUUUCUUGAUGAUAACACCUCUGAGUCGGAUCGAUUAGUGGUGCCUGGACUGCCUGACCGAAUUGAACUCACUAGAGAAAAUCUUUCGCACAUUGCCACCACAAACUCCUCUAUGUUGACAGACCUUCGCAAUAAAAUGAGAGAGGCUGAAGAUGCAGCAUAUGGGGUGGUGGUUAAUACUUUCGAGGAGUUGGAGCCUCAAUAUGUUAACGCAUAUGCUAAGGCCAAAGGUGCAAAAGUAUGGUGCGUUGGUCCUGUUUCUCUAUGCAACAAAAAUGAUAUGGAUAAGGCAGAAAGAGGUAACAAGGCUUCAAUUGAUGAAAACCAUUGCUUGAAAUGGCUUGAUUCGCAAGAGCUAGGGUCUGUAGUCUAUGUUUGUCUAGGAAGCAUUACCCGCCUAGCGACUUCCCAGAUGAUUGAGCUUGGGUUGGGUCUAGAGGCAUCAAGCCGACCUUUCAUAUGGGUUAUAAGAAGCAAAUCAGAUGAUUUUGAGAAAUGGAUUGCAGAAGAAAGAUUUGAGGAAAGGAUCAAGGGGAGAGGCCUUUUGAUCCAUGGAUGGGCACCACAGGUACUAAUAUUGUUCCACCCCGCAGUGGGGGGAUUUAUGACACACUGUGGGUGGAACUCGACACUAGAGGGUGUGGCUGCUGGUGUGCCAAUGAUAACAUGGCCAAUGUUUGCAGAACAGUUCAUUAAUGAGAAGCUAAUUGACCAAGUAUUGAGGACUGGAGUGAGGGUUGGUGUAGAGAUUCAAACUAAUAUUGGUGAGGAAGAAAAGGUUGGUGUGUUGGUUAAGAAGGACGAUGUUACAAUGUCUGUGUAUAGGCUCAUGGACGAAGGAGAGGAAGCAGAAGAGAGAAUAAAAAGAGCUAAAGAGCUAGGGAAAAUGGCAAAGAUGGCAUUAGAAGAAGGGGGCUCUUCUCACCUCAACAUGACACGACUCAUCCAAGAUAUCAUGGAGCAAACAAACUAGGGGCAAUCCACCAAAGAGCAUGGUAUAGAAUGAAGUUCUUUUAGAUGAGUAGAAUGAACAUGUUGAUAUUGUGUAUUCACCAAACACUUUUGCGAUCCACACAGCACACUGUUUAAUUUUUCAUUUCUAGUGCUUUCGGUCAUUAAAAAGUAGUUGAAUAUGGUAGCACGUCUCCAUUAAAAGGCUUUGAAGUGGCCCACAUACCACAUUAGUUUUUAUGAUAAUAUUAUAUUUAUAAAUUAUAUAGACAAUUUUGAG